Aedes aegypti (yellow fever mosquito) is the source of this 762-nucleotide messenger RNA. It is a transcript of the gene mRpL48, whose product is annotated as 39S ribosomal protein L48, mitochondrial. The record is from RefSeq and is a predicted model, not a curated record. The transcript has 3 exons. The coding region runs from base 143 to 658 and encodes 171 amino acids. NCBI's taxonomy places the organism in Eukaryota, Metazoa, Arthropoda, Insecta, Diptera, Culicidae. Gene Ontology annotation, cellular component: mitochondrial ribosome.
CAAGUGACUGAAAUUUACAUUUUGACAGAUCAAUCCUAAAGCCACCCAUCUGUUGUGUAAAAUCAUUUCUUAUCAUUUUAUACAAUAAAUAUUACUGAAAUAUUAGUUAACAAUAGUUAAAAUAUAAGUUAAAAGCAACAACAUGUUACGGCAGAUGACGAAUCGCCUUUUGACCACCGGUCAACUGUUCCGGCCCUUCAGCAGCAUGUACGAACCGGAUUAUCUGGAGAAACUCCGACCCAAAUAUCCGCUGUACAACACGCUGAACUUCACGAUCAAAGGCUACGAUUAUCCGAUCCUCGAGAGCUAUCAACGCUUCGUGCACAACGUGGCCGACACAAUGGAUCUGGACAUUGCCGACUGUUGGGCACAACCGCCGCAGAAGCUCAACGUGCAAAAAUUCAAACCAUCGUCGGCCGUCAUCGAGAGCGAAUACAAGCUCACAGUGUACCAACGGAACGUUCAGAUCGCCAACCUGCAGGCCCCGCUAUACCCCACGUUUCUGCGACUGCUGCAAGCUGCCCUGCCGGAAGGGGUUUCCCUCACGGUGAGCGAACACACCAGCGAGGUGGAUGACGGACGCUACGUGCCCGAUCGGGAGCUGCUCGAGCUGCGACAGAAGCUCGACGAAAUGGGUGGUUCGAGAGAAAAGAAGUGAAAUGUUUUGCGAAGAGUAGAUCCCUUCGAACGAGAUGCUCCACAAUGAUAGUUGUUAUCCGAUAUGCUUUAAUAUACGUGAAUCCUUAAUAGUUGUGUACUAUA